Molecule: messenger RNA, 13004 nt
Organism: Loxodonta africana (African savanna elephant)
Lineage: Eukaryota; Metazoa; Chordata; Mammalia; Proboscidea; Elephantidae
Gene: ATM
Product: ATM serine/threonine kinase
Exons: 63
Coding region: 421-9570 (3049 amino acids)
Biological process (GO): DNA repair
Molecular function (GO): protein binding; protein serine/threonine kinase activity
Source: RefSeq, a predicted model, not a curated record
GGAGUGCAAGCGCAAGAGCCGGAGCUAGAGGCCGAGCGUCAAUUGAAAGGUCUCUCCGCAUUGGUGGGAAGGAAAGCGCAGGCGCGUGUCCUCAGUGGAGCCGAAUGUUUUGGGAGUGCGAGUGUUUUGAGCGAAGGAAAGCGUGUGAUGUGCGGCGCGCAUGGGCAGAAUGUGCGCAGGCGCCGGCUCGGCGUGGCUUCUUCCUUGCCAGACGGACGCUGCGCAGUCACGCCAGGUUUGAACCGGAAGCGGGAAUAGGUGCGUGGAUAACGGGUUCGAGAAGCUGCAGCCGCAGGAGGAGCCGAGAGGAUCUCGGGUUUGAGCAGCAGCCGUUGCCGACUCAGGCGAUACGACUCUGGCCACCAGUGCCGUUACCGUCAGAGCCCAGCGACAGUGAUGUAUGGCCUGAGAUUCUGAACCAUGAGUCUAGCACUUAAUGAUCUGCUUAUUUGCUGCCGUCAUCUGGAACAUGACAGGGCCACAGAACGACGGAAAGAAGUUGAGAAAUUUAAGCACCUUAUUCGGGAUCCUGAAACAGUUCAGCAUUUAGAUAGGCAUUCAGAUUCCAAACAAGGAAAAUUUUUGAACUGGGAUGCUGUUUUUAGAUUUCUACAGAAAUACAUUCAGAAAGAAACAGAAUGCCUGAGAACAGCAAAACCAAAUGUAUCGGCUUCAACACAAUCCUCCAGGCAGAAAAAGAUGCAAGAAAUCAGUAGCUUGGUCAAAUACUUCAUUAAAUGUGCAAAUAAAAGAGCACCCAGGCUAAAAUGUCAAGAACUCUUGAAUUAUAUCAUGGAUACAGUGAAAGAUUCAUCUAAUGGUGCCAUUUAUGGAGCUGAUUGUAGCAACAUACUGCUCAAAGAUAUUCUUUCAGUGAGAAAAUACUGGUGUGAAAUAUCUCAGCAACAGUGGCUUGAAUUGUUGUCUGUGUACUUCAGGUUGUAUUUCAAACCAUCACAGGACAUUAAUAGAGUUUUAGUCGCCAGAAUAAUUUACACUGUGACCAAAGGGUGCUGUUCACAAACUGAUGCAUUAAAUCCCAAAUUUUUGGAUUUUUUUUCCAAGGCUAUUCAGUGUGCAAGACAAGAGAAGAGCUCUGCAGGCCUAAAUCAUGUCUUAGCAGCCCUUAUUAUCUUCCUCAAGACUUUGGCCGUCAACUUUCGAAUUCGAGUGUGUGAAUUAGGAGAUGAAAUUCUUCCUACAUUGCUUUAUAUUUGGACUCAACAUAGACUCAAUGAUUCCUUAAAAGAAGUGAUUAUUGAAUUAUUUCAACUGCAAAUUUAUAUCCAUCAUCCAAAGGGAGCCAAAACCCAAGAAAAAGGUGGUUAUGCAUCAACGAAAUGGCAAAGUAUCUUAUACAAUUUAUAUGAUCUGCUAGUGAACGAGAUAAGUCAUAUAGGAAGUAGAGGAAAAUAUUCUUCAGGAUCUCGUAAUAUUGCUGUUAAGGAAAACUUGAUUGAGUUGGUGGCAGAUAUUUGUCACCAGAUUUUUAAUGAAAAUACCAGAUCUUUGGAGAUUUCUCAGUCUUACACUACCACACAAAGAGAACGUAGCGAUCACAGUGUACCUUGCAAAAGGAGGAGAGUAGAAUUAGGCUGGGAAGUAAUUAAAGAUCAACUUCAGAAAUCACAGAAUGAUUUUGAUCUUGUGCCUUGGUUACAGAUUGCAACCCAGUUAAUAUCAAAGUAUCCUGCAAGCUUACCUAACUGUGAGCUAUCACCAUUACUGAUAAUACUAUGCCAGCUUCUACCUCAACAGCGACGUGGGGAACGUACACCAUAUGUGUUACGAUGUCUUAUGGAAGUUGCAUUGUGUCAAGGCAAGAUUUCAAAUCUAGAAAGCUCACAAAAGUCAGAGUUAUUGAAACUCUGGUUUAAAAUUUGGUGUAUUGCCUUUCGCAGUAUAAGUUCUGAACAAACACAAGCUGAAAACUUUGGCUUACUUGGAGCCAUAAUUCAAGGCAGUUUAGUUGAAGUUGAUAGAGAAUUCUGGAAGUUAUUUACUGGGUCAGCCUGCAGACCUUCAUGUCCUGCAGUAUGCUGUUUGACAGUGGCACUGACCAUAUGUGUAAUUCCGGAAACAGCAAAAGCAAGAGUAGAGCAAAAUAUCUGUGAAGUGAAUAGAAGUUUUUCAUUAAGGGAAUUGAUAAUGAAAUGGCUCAUAUUCUAUCAGUUAGAGGAUGACCUAGAAGACAGUACAGAGCUGCCUCCAAUUCUUCACAGUAAGUUUCCGCAUCUUUCACUGGAGAAAAUUCUUGUGAGUCUCACUAUGAAAAACUGUAAAGCUGCAAUGAAUUUUUUGCAAAGCGCACCAGAAUGUGAGCAACAUCAAAAAAGUAAAGAAGAGCCUUCAUUCUUAGAAGUAGAAGAACUGUUUCUUCGGACAACUUUUGACAAAAUGGAUUUUUUGACCAUUGUGAAAGAAUGUGCUACAGAAAAGCACCAAUGCAGCAUCGGAUUUUCUGUCCACCAAAAUCUCAAGGAAUCACUGGAUCGCUAUCUUCUGGCAUUAUCAGAACAACUUCUAAAUAAUUACCCAUCCGAGACUACAAAUUCAGAAGUACUUGUGCAGUGUUCAAGUCUUUUGGUGGGUGUUCUCGGCUGCUAUUGCUACAUGGGUGUAAUAGCUGAAGAAGAAGCGUAUAAAUCAGAAUUAUUCCAGAAAGCCAAGUCCCUAAUGCAAUGCGCAGGAGAAAGUAUCACUAUGUUUAAAAAUAAGACAAAUGAGGAAUCUAGAAUUGGUUCAUUGAGAAAUGUGAUGCUUCUAUGUACAAGUUGCUUGUGCAACUGUACCAAGCACAAUCCAAAUAAGAUCACAUCUGGCUUUUUUCUACGAUUGUUAACAUCAAAGCUAAUGAAUGACAUUGCAGAUAUCUGUAAAAGUUUAGUAUCGUUUAUCAGAAAGCCAUUUGACUAUGGAGAAGUGGAAUCGAUGGAAGAUGAUAGUGAUGAAAAUCUAGUGGAGGUGGAGGAUCAGUCACCCGUGAAUCUGUUUGAUGCUGCACAUGAGUCUGGAGAGAGCCAAAGCAUAACUGGUGCCAUAAGCCCUUUAGCAGAAGAAUAUCUGUCAAAGCAAGAUCUGCUUUUUUUAGACAUGCUCAAGUUCUUAUGUAUGUGUGUAACUACCGCCCAGACCAAUGCAGUAUCAUUCAGAGCAGCUGAUAUUCGGCGGAAACUGUUAAUGUUAAUUGAUUCUAGCACUCUAGAUCUUACUAAAUCCCUUCACCUACACAUGUAUCUAGUGCUUUUGAAGGAGCUUCCAGGAGAAGACUGUCCCUUGCCAAUGGAAGAUGUUGUUGAGUUUCUGAAACCACUAUCCAAUGUAUGUUCUUUGUAUCGCCGUGACCAAGAAGUUUGUAAAACAAUUUUAAACCAUGUCCUUCAUAUAAUAAAAAACCUGAGUCAAGGCAGCCUGGACAAUGAGAACACCAGGGAUGCUCAAGGACAGUUUCUAACAGUAAUUGGAGCAUUUUGGCACUUAACGAAGGAGGGGAAGUGCACGUCUGCUGUAAAGGUGGCGCUAGUGAAAUGCCUGAAGACUCUGCUCGAGGCUGAUCCUUAUUCAGAAUGGGCUAUUCUCAAUGUAAUGGGAAAAGACUUCCCUGUAAAUGAAGUAUUUCCAGAAUUUCUUGCUGAUAAUCAUCACCAGGUUCGAAUGUUGGCCGCAGAGUCAGUCAGUAGAUUAUUCCAGGAUAUGAAGCAACAAGAUUCUUCCAGGUUAUUGAAAGCACUUCCUUUGAAGCUUCAGCAGACAGCUUUUGAAAAUGCAUACUUGAAAGCUCAGGAGGGAAUGAGAGAAGUGUCCCACAGUGCUGAAAACCCGGAGCUUUCUGAUGAGCUUUAUAAUAGAAAAGCCGUUUUACUGAUGAUGAUAGCUGUGGUUUUACACUGUAGCCCUAUCUGUGAAAAACAGGCUUUGUUCGCCCUAUGCAAAUCUGUGAAAGAGAAUGGAUUAGAACCUCACUUCAUUAAAAAGGUUUUAGAGAAGGUGUCUGAAACUUUUGGAUAUAGACAUCUAGAAGAUUUCAUGACUUCUCACUUAGAUUAUCUAGUUUUGGAGUGGCUAAAUCAUCAAGAUACUGAAUACAGCUUAUCUUCUUUUCCUUUUAUUUUAUUAAACUACACAAAUGUUGAGAAUUUCUACAGAUCUUGUUACAAGGUUUUGAUCCCACAUCUGGUGAUUAGAAGUCAUUUUGAUGAGGUGAAGUCCAUUGCUAAUCAGAUUCAAGAGGAUUGGAAAAGCCUUCUAACAGACUGCUUUCCGAAGAUUCUUGUAAAUAUUCUUCCUUAUUUUGCCUAUGAGGGUACAGGAGACAGUGGGAUGUCACAACAAAGAGAGACUGCUGCCAAAGUCUAUGAUAUGCUCAAAGAUGAAAGCUUGUUAGGAAAACAGAUUGAUCAUUUAUUCAUUAGUAAUUUGCCAGAGAUUGUGGUGGAAUUAUUGAUGACAUUACAUGAACCAGCGAAUUCCGGUGCCAGCCACAGCACUGACCUCCGUGACUUUUCAGGGGACUUGGAUCCUGCUCCCAAUCCACCCCAUUUUCCAUCUCAUGUGAUUAAAGCAACAUUUGCCUACAUCAGCAAUUGUCAUAAAACCAAGUUUAAAAGCAUUUUAGAAAUUCUUUCCAAAAGCCCAGAUUCCUACCAGAAAAUUCUUCUAGCCAUAUGUGAGCAAGCAUCUGAGACAAAUAAUGUGUAUAAAAAGAAUAGAAUUCUUAAAAUAUAUCACCUAUUUGUUAGUUUAUUACUGAAGGAUAUAAAAAGUGGCUUAGGAGGAGCUUGGGCCUUUGUUCUUCGAGAUGUUAUUUAUACUUUGAUUCACUAUAUCAACAAAAGGCCUUCUCGCUUCAUGGAUGUGUCCUUACGUAGCUUCUCCCUUUGUUGUGACCUGUUAAGCCGGGUUUGCCAGACAACAGUGACUUACUGUAAGGAUGCUUUAGAAAGCCACCUUCACGUUAUUGUUGGUACACUUAUACCCCUUGUGGGUGAUCAGCUGGAGGUUCAGGAACAGGUAUUGGACUUGUUGAAAUACCUAGUGAUAGAUAACAAGGAUAAUGAAAACCUCUAUCUCACAAUUAAACGUUUAGAUCCUUUUCCUGACCAUGUUGUUUUUAAGGAUUUGCGUAUGACUCAGCAGAAAAUCAAAUACAGUAGAGGGCCUUUUUCACUCUUGCAGGAAAUUAAACAUUUUCUUUCAGUAAGUGUUUAUGAUGCACUUCCAUUGACAAGGCUUGAAGGACUGAAGGAUCUUCGGAGACAACUGGAGCAACAUAAAGAUCAGAUGAAGGAUCUGAUGAGAGCUUCUCAGGAAAACCCACAAGACGGCAUUGUGGUGAAGCUGGUUGUGAGCUUGUUGCAGCUAUCCAAGAUGGCAGUAAAUCACACUGGGGAAAGAGAAGUUUUAGAGGCUGUUGGAAGCUGUUUGGGAGAGUUGGGUCCUGUAGAUUUCUCAACCAUAGCUAUACAACAUAGUAAAGAUGCAUCUUAUAAUAAGGCCAAUGAGUUAUUUGAAGAUAAAGAACUUCAGUGGAUUUUCAUAAUGCUGACCCAUCUGAAUAAUACACUGGUAGAAGAUUGUGUCAGAGUUCGAUCAGCUGCUGUCACCUGUUUGAAAAGCAUUUUAGCCACAAAAGCUGGACAUAAUUUCUGGGAGAUUUAUAAGAUGACUACUGAUCCCAUACUCACCUAUCUACAGCCUUUUAGAACAUCGAGAAAAAAGUUUUUAGAAGUACCCAGACUUAAUAAAGAAAAUCCUUUAGAAGACCUGGAUGAUCCAAGUUUGUGGACUCCUCAAAGUGAAAAUCAUGAUGUUUGGAUAAAAACACUGACUUGUGCUUUUUUGGAUAGUGGAGGCAUAAAAAGUGAAGUUCUUCAGUUAUUAAAGCCAAUGUGUGAAGCGAAAACUGACUUUUGUCAGACAGUGCUUCCAUACUUGAUUCAUGAUAUUUUGCUGCAAGAUACAAAUGAAUCGUGGAGAAAUCUGCUUUCUACGCAUAUUCAGGGAUUUUUCACCAACUGCUUCAGACAUUUCUCACAAACCAGCCAGCCCACAACCCCUGUGAAUUUGGAUUCAGAGUCGGAACACAUUUUCCGUGGCUGUAUGGAUAAAAAAUCACAAAGAACAAUGCUUGCUGUUGUGGACUACAUGAGAAGACAAAAGAGACCUUGCUCAGGAACAGUUUUCGAUGAUGCUUUCUGGCUGGAUUUGAACUAUCUAGAGGUUGCCAAGGUCGCUCAGUCCUGUGCUGCUCACUUUACAGCAUUGCUCUAUGUAGAAAUCUAUGCAGAUCGGAAAAACAUGGAUGAUCAAGAGAAAAGGAGUCUUAUAUUUGAAGAAGGAAGCCAGAGUACAACUAUUUCUAGUUUGAGUGAAAAAAGUAAAGAAGAAACUGGAAUAAGUUUACAGGAUCUUCUUUUAGAAAUCUACAGAAGUAUAGGAGAGCCGGAUAGCCUGUAUGGCUGUGGUGGAGGGAAAAUGUUACAACCUCUUACUAGAAUAAGAACAUAUGAACAUGAAGCUAUGUGGGGAAAAGCCUUAGUAACAUAUGACCUCGAGACAGCAAUCACCUCAUCAACCCGCCAGGCAGGAAUAAUUCAGGCCCUGCAGAAUUUGGGACUCUGCCAUAUCCUUUCCACCUAUUUAAAAGGAUUAGAUCAUGAAAAUAAAGAGUGGUGUGCUGAACUGCAGGAGCUUCAUUACCAAGCAGCAUGGAGGAAUAUGCAGUGGGACCAGUGCAGUUCUGUCAACAGAGAACUAGAAGGAACCAGUUAUCACCAAUCAUUGUACAAUGCUCUGCAGUCUCUAAGAGACAGAGAGUUUUCCACAUUUUAUGAAAGUCUUAAAUAUGCAAGAGUGAAAGAAGUGGAAGAGCUGUGUAAGGGCAGCCUUGAGUCUGUGUAUUCACUCUACCCCACCCUUAGCAGAUUGCAGGCUAUUGGAGAGCUGGAAAACGCUGGGGAGCUUUUCUCAAGAUCAGUCACAGAUAGGCAACUCUCUGAAGUAUAUGUGAAGUGGCGGAAACACUCCCAGCUUCUCAAAGACAGCGAUUUUAGUUUUCAGGAGCCUAUCAUGGCUCUGCGCACAGUCAUUUUGGAGAUCCUGAUGGAAAAGGAAAUGGAAAGCUCCCAAAGAGAAUGUUUUAAAGACAUUCUUACCAAGCACCUUGUAGAACUCUCUGUACUGGCCCGAACUUUCAAGAACACUCAGCUCCCUGAAAGGGCAAUAUUUCAGAUUAAACAGUAUAACUCAACUAGUUGUGGAGUCUCUGAGUGGCAGCUGGAGGAAGCGCAAGUGUUCUGGGCAAAAAAGGAGCAGAGUCUUGCUCUGAAUAUUCUUAAGCAAAUGAUCAAGAAGUUGGAUGCCAGUUGUACAGAGAAUGAACCUACCCUAAAACUGCUAUACACAGAAUGUUUGAGGGUUUGUGGCAACUGGUUAGCGGAAACUUGCUUAGAAAAUCCUGCAGUCAUCAUGCAGACCUACCUAGAAAAGGCAGUGGAAGUUGUUGGAAAUUAUGAUGGAGAAAGCAGUGAUGAGCUCAGAAAUGGAAAAAUGAAGGCUUUUCUCUCAUUAGCACGGUUCUCAGAUACUCAGUACCAGAGAAUUGAAAACUACAUGAAAUCAUCAGAAUUUGAAAACAAGCAAGCUCUUCUGAAAAGGGCCAAAGAAGAAGUGGGCCUCCUUAGGGAGCAUAAAAUUCAGACCAACAGAUACACAGUCAAGGUCCAGCGAGAGCUGGAGCUGGAUGAAUGUGCACUCCGUGCACUGAAAGAGGACCGUAAACGUUUCCUGUGUAAAGCAGUUGAAAAUUACAUCAACUGCUUAUUAAGUGGAGAAGAGCACGAUAUGUGGGUAUUCCGACUUUGUUCCCUCUGGCUUGAAAAUGCUGGAGUUGCUGAAGUUAAUGGCAUGAUGAAGAGAGUUGGAAUGAAGAUUCCAUCAUAUAAAUUUUUGCCUCUUAUGUACCAAUUGGCUGCUAGAAUGGGAACCAAGAUGAUGGGGGGCCUAGGAUUUCAUGAAGUCCUCAAUAAUCUCAUCUCUAGAAUCUCAAUGGAUCACCCCCAUCAUACUUUGUUUAUUAUACUGGCCUUAGCAAAUGCCAAUAAAGAUGAAUUUCUGACCAAACCAGAGGCAGCAAGAAGGAGUAGAAUUACAAAAAAUGCACCCAAACAAAGCUCUCAGCUUGAUGAGGAUCGAACUGAAGCGGCAAACAAAAUAAUACAUACUAUCAAAAGUAGGAGACCUCAGAUGGUCAGAAAUGUCGAGGCACUUUGUGAUGCUUAUAUUCUACUAGCAAACUUAGAUGCCACUCAGUGGAAGACUCAGAGAAAAGGCAUAAAUAUUCCAGCAGACCAGCCAAUUACUAAACUUAAGAAUUUAGAAGAUGUUGUUGUCCCCACUAUGGAAAUUAAGGUUGACCCCACAGGAGAAUAUGGAAACCUGGUGACUAUACAGUCGUUUAAAGCAGAAUUUCGUUUAGCAGGAGGCUUAAAUUUGCCAAAAAUAAUAGAUUGUAUCGGCUCUGAUGGCAAGGAAAGGAGACAGCUUGUCAAGGGCCGCGAUGACCUGAGACAAGAUGCUGUCAUGCAGCAGGUGUUCCAGAUGUGUAAUACAUUACUGCAGAGAAACACUGAAACCAGAAAGAGGAAGCUGACCAUCUGCACAUACAAGGUGGUUCCCCUAUCUCAGCGAAGUGGUGUUCUUGAAUGGUGCACAGGAACUGUCCCCAUUGGCGAGUUUCUUGUUAACAAUGAAGAUGGUGCUCAUAAAAGAUACAGGCCAAAGGAUUUCAGUGCCUUUCAGUGCCAAAAGAAAAUGAUGGACAUGCAAAAGAAGUCUUUCGAAGAGAAAUAUGAAACUUUCAUGGAUAUUUGCCAGAAUUUUCAGCCAGUUUUCCGUUACUUCUGCAUGGAAAAAUUCUUGGACCCAGCUGUUUGGUUUGAGAAACGGUUGGCUUAUACCCGCAGUGUGGCUACUUCUUCUAUUGUUGGUUAUAUACUUGGACUUGGCGAUAGACAUGUACAGAAUAUCUUGAUAAAUGAACAGUCAGCAGAACUUGUACAUAUAGAUUUAGGAGUUGCUUUUGAACAGGGUAAAAUCCUUCCUACUCCUGAAACAGUUCCUUUUAGACUCACCAGAGAUAUUGUGGAUGGGAUGGGCAUCACUGGUGUUGAAGGUGUCUUCAGAAGAUGCUGUGAGAAAACUAUGGAGGUCAUGAGAAACUCUCAGGAAACCCUGUUAACCAUUGUAGAGGUCCUCCUGUAUGACCCUCUCUUUGACUGGACCAUGAAUCCUUUGAAAGCUUUGUAUUUACAGCAGAGGCCAGAAGAUGAAACUGAACUCAACCCUACUCUGAAUGCAGAUGACCAGGAAUGCAAACAAAAUGUCAGUGAUAUUGACCAGAGUUUCAACAAAGUAGCUGAACGUGUCUUGAUGAGACUGCAAGAGAAGCUGAAAGGAGUGGAGGAAGGAACUGUGCUCAGUGUGGGUGGACAGGUGAAUUUGCUCAUACAACAGGCUAUGGACCCCAAAAAUCUUAGCCGACUCUUCCCAGGUUGGAAAGCAUGGGUGUGAUCUUCAGCAUAUGAAUUACCCUUCAACCUUUCAGAAAUUAUAUUUGGCCUUAUUUUUAACCCACCACAUACAUUAAACAGUAGGUAUUAAUAUUUAAGUGAACUAUAGUGCUUUAAAAAAAAAAGUUUGAUUUAAAACCACCCAAGGAUGCUUCGAUACUCUCAAAGAACAUUUCUUCUCUCACAGUUUAGAAAUAGUUGUCAUUUGUGCUAUGCUUCUAGACUAAACUUUUAUAUUUCUUCUCAAAUACAUACGUGUAUCAUUUUCAGUAGAAUCACUAGCUUAUUUAUGCAUUAGCUGAGAGCGGUGGAAGGAGAAGGAGUAUAGACACAUCAGUGCAAUUUUUUCUUGAGUAUUUAUUAGAACAUAUGAAUAUACUGCUAGUUUUGAGGUGGCUUUUAAUUAUAACUUGUUCCCCACAUACUAUAUUUGAAUGAUAAAUUCCUCGAUAUUAAUGUAUAAAAGGGAGGCGAAAACUUUAUAACCAUCUACUUUGUCUCAUGGUAAAUCUCACCUAUAUUAAAAAUAAGAAAGUGUUAAAAUGAGUAGUAUUUAAGAAAUGUGUUUGAAUUUUCAGUAGCAAGGUCACCCAGUAUACUUAAUAAUCAAGUUAAUUAUAUUAUGGAGAACAAAUUUUAAAGAUGUAGUGUGGUUACUGUGUUUUAAAAAUGUAUGUUGGAUUUCUUAUUCUAUUGUCUUUAAGCCCUUCUGUAUUUUCCAUUAUUUUAUCUUUCUGUGAUGCCUUUAUGGUUGUUUUUUCAUAUUUUGUUUUGUUCAUGAAUUCUGUCUUCAGCUGUAUAUAAUCUCCUUUUUAAUCUAAUUACUGGGUUUCUGUCAAAAAAUUUUUUUCUUAUUUCCAGCUAUGUAUCAUUCUUCAGGUCUGCCUGUUACUUGUUUCAUGAUGUCUAGUUUUAACUUUUCAAUUCCUUCUUUUAUGUCCCUAAUCAUUUCAAGGAGCCCUGGUGGCGAAGUGGUUAGGAGCUCAUGCUGCUAACCAAAAGGUCAGCAGGCUGGAUCCACCAGCCACUCCUUAGAAAUCCUAUGGGGCAGUUCUCCUCUGUCCUGUAGGGUUGCUAUGAGUUGGAAUUAACUCGACAGCACACAACAAUAACAAAAAACAUUUUAAGCAUACCUACCUACAUUUGUUUAAUAAUAACUCUAUUAAAUGACAUUUUCAGGGGUCUAAUCCUGCUGUUGUAUUUGUUGGUUAUUUGGUGGACUGUUGUGUAUUUUGUAAUUUUGAAAUGUGAGCUUAUUUUCAGCAGGCUUUAUAUGUAGAAUCCUGAGUAAUUCCUUCCAAAUCAGUUUUGUGUCUGCUUAUGCCUUAGAGGAAACCCUGGUGACAGUAGUGGUUAAGUGCUACGGCUGCUAACUGAAGGGUCGGCAGUUCGAAUCCACCGGGCGCUCCUUGGAAACUCUAUAGGGCAGUUCUACUCUGUCCUAUAGGGUCACUAUGAGUCGGAAUCGACUUGACGGCCCUGGGUUUUUUUUGUUUUUUUUUUUUUAGUACCUUAUAAGGUUAACUAAGUACCUUUUUAUUAUGAGGUGUUGGCAUUUGUUUUUACUGCCACUGCCCAGCACUCACUCAUAUCUGGUCUUCUCACUUUCACUCCCACCUCUCACCCCUCACCAAACAAUCCCCAUAAUGUUUUGGACUAUAAAUUUCUAGAUUCACUUUCUGGGAAAUUUCUUUAAAUCAUUUUCCAUUUCAAAUUACAAAAUUAUCCUGAUUCAUCUUUUUCUUACAAGCUUCCUAAGUGAAUAUUUGAUGCAUGCUGGCAGUUUUUUUUACUGUAGUUAGUGAUUAAGAGAUUGCAAUAAACUUAGAAUGCCUUUAUUUAAGGAAGCCUUGAAAUCAUUACGGAUAGAAUAGGGAAGUUACCAGCUGGAUGAUAGUACAGGUAAAUGAGUUUGUAGCUAAUUCUAGUUACUUGGUGUAUUCAGAGAGCUUUGAAAAACAGAUCAUUAAUCCCUCCUUCAAUCUCGUUUGGUAUACCAUAAGGCUCCUGUCUUACAUAAACGUUCUUAUCACAGUUAAGUCACACCAGAUUUGCAGGGAACAAACCUAAGAGGAAUAGCUAAUUCACAGAAUGACAAGAUUCAUAAAGAUUUUGGCAAGCUGGACCACUAUUUCAAAUGAAUAAGAUAGACAUUCAUCAGGAACACAGGAGUAGUUGGGUUUUUCAGAAAUACUACUGUUUGCUGUGUGCCGAGCACCUGACGUGCAUGACGUGCAGCAUCUCUAAUCCAGACAAGGUUUUGUGGUGCUCGCACAGUUCACAGCUGGAGAAAUGGGAAUCGGGAGAAAUGAGGUUAGCUUGUCCAAGGCUACAAGACAGUAAAUUGCAUGUACAAGUUUAAUAUGGACAAUCUCUAACUUGAGACUAUUUCAAGUGAAAAGAAUCUGGGGACCACCAAUCCGUUGACCACAAGGUCAUUGAGAACCAAGUAGAGAAGCUACUUGAAGAGCUAAUAAACUGUAAACUGCUUGAACAGUUAUGUCCAAAUGAAGGGAGACAAUACCCUCCCACUGUGCGUUGUGCUGCUCACACCAUCUGAAAGUGUGUUGUUCGUGUUUUGUCCACAAAAGUAAUACUAACUGGCUACUAGAUAUUCCUGAAAUCUAUGGUGUAUUCACUGCUCUUUGGGUUUCCAAAAAUGUUGGAUUAUGCUGUUUUCAAAAAACUAAAUCUUUGGGAGCCAUUUACAUACAAAAUUAUAUUCUUGAAUCUUUUCUUAUCCCAUACACAUACCAAGAAUGCUUUCUUAAGAUGCUUCCAGUUGUAGUUUUAUAUCAAAUUCUUCAUCUGUCCCUGGUUGGGGGAGGAGGGGUGGCUUGGGUGUUUGGGGGAGAGAUGAGUAUGUUACUAGGCCACUCAGGGUAUAACUUCAUUUUCUAGGUAGUAGAUUAUGAACCCAAGCUGUCUUACUUACAAUCAUUGCGUUAUAGAAUAGCCUAUUUUAAACCUUAAGAUGCCCCAUGCUUUUCUUUAGACCAUAUUUAAAUUUUUAGCAUAUCAAAAGCUAGUCUUUAAAAAAGUGGAAGGCUAAUAUACUGGCUUCAAAUACAGAAUUAUGUGUCAUUUCACAUAUUUUAAUUGCACCUUAAUGAAAUCAUGUAUUUUAUAUAGACUUAUUUUAGUACUAUUGAAUGUAUUUGUUUAUACUGUUACCUGAGCCCACUGUAAAAUGCAUUUGAAUAAAUAAUAUAAAAAAAAAUCUGUUAAGACUUGUUCAUUUUAUUCAAAUAUUUGUGUUUUCUGUGUGCCAAGUAUGGUGUUGACCCUAAGGAGACAACAGUGAGCCAUGCAGGCAUAGUCUGCCGUCACAGAGCUCACCGUCUGGGGAAGAUGGGCAACUUAAAAUGCAGUGUGAACUGGGAACCCUACUGCACAGAAGCCAGCGUGCUGUGCCUCAGCUCAGUCUAAAUGUUC